CUUCUGAAAGUUGAACAUUCCGUAUUGGAUAGGUGCUUUUCACGUCGCUACGGAAAACUAUCCGGUAUUAUCCGGUAUAGUGUAAACGUAGCCUAAGUUUCAGUUCAUCGACUAGGCCUCUCUCCUCCGCAGAAGCUUAGAUAAAGUUUCUAGUGAGGGAAAAGUGAGCGCGCAAGUAGUGAUGGGAAGAGCUGAAUAAAGGAAGCCUCUGCGAGUUAAUGCAAUCGAUAUGGCGUCGUAUAUAAUCGUUUGUAGCGAAGUUCGAUCAACCAUCGAGGGUGUUAAAACAUGUUUUCGACUUUCAUUUUCAGGCGUACUUGAGUAUCCUGGGGUGAAUUCAAUAUCAAUAUCUUCUUCUGUCCAUUUGCAUCGAAAAAUAUUGAGAAAUUGCAAACGAAUAUCAAUGGAUACGAGCUAUCUGAUUAUAAAUAUCCUCUUAAUUGCAACAUUUCUUUAUAAAAAUGACUCUAUUGAACUUCGAUACUCAGAUUAUGAAGAUUUAUUUCAAUUUCUUUCACAUUUCCGUCGAUUUCAAGUUUAAAAAAAGGUCAAACAACUAGUUUGGUUCAAAAACCAUACUUCGUCGAAUUAUCUGGCAGAGCCUCCCCAACUUCAUUUCAAUCUUCCCAUCACACCGUGCGCGCUCACUUUUAUUCGGGAAACUUCAUGUAAGUUAUUUGUAAAUACUUAAGGAGGCUCUUCGGAGGAGAGAGUCAACUAGGCUGUUCCACACCCUAGUUGUUCUAACUAAAAACGAGCGUUGAUGCUUGUAAGAAUAGUUUUCGAUAACUAAUUAUUUUUGUUUUAUUCGUUUAACAGGAUACCUAGAAAGGUAUAAAAAGUUUAAAGAUGGAAAACUAAUUUGUCAACAUUUGAAGAUGUGUAUUGAAGAAGGCAAUGUGUCUAUAAAGUUUCUUGAAGAAAUCAAGAAUAAUACUGAGAAAGUGACAAUGUUAUGCGCUGGUGUAACGAAUUAUACGUCAACAUUCUCUGCCGACAGGUUCAAGAAAGGUAUGGUGGAUCGAAUUUCAGAAUUGACAAAUAUCGUACAGGAUUGUUCCGAGAAGUUUAUGUUGCUAGGAUCCAUGAUGGACUAUGGUAGAAAGAUAUCAGAUGAUAUUCACUCUAUUCAGGGAUUUCAAACGCUCAUUGAGGCGUUCAAUGAACGAAACAAAAGUUGGUGCACGAAAAGAGUGAAUGAAUUACAAGAUGAUGCAUUUUGGGGACCAUUGUCUCCUCUCAUACGUCCAGCAAAGACACUUCAACCAUUGAUGAAUUCUUUGUCUUUUAUGACCGUGGCCAAAAAAGGUUUGGAAGAAAGUGGCUCAGAUGAAAGUGAAAACGCAACACCAAGAGAUUUCUAUUCAUUGAUACACUUUCUUACAAACAAUGCUAUUAAAGAACUUCAUUCGCAGUGGAAUCCGGUGUUGAAAGAUCCAGGGUCGCUCAGUGUGGAAACCAUGAAGACUUUACUUGGUACUUUGAAGAAUCAAAACAGACUUGAUGAAGAACUCGAACUGUUAGAAAAAUACUUUCAACGACCGUUUUCUCCUAAUGUUAAAAUUUAUAUCGAAGAUUAUGUGAAGUAUCCUAAUGUCUUGGAACAAGUACGACAUGUCAUUGGCAUUCUUGAUAUAUUUGGAUUGGCGGAUCCCACAAACGAAACGAUGUCAGUUCUUUUACAGUUUGAAACGAUGUUAGAUAAUAUUAACGAACGAACUCUCGCAGCAUUACAUCAGGUAAUGGAGGACGUGACAGGAAUAGUUUCAGCUUUUUCCGGUGAAGACUUAGAUUGUGUGAUAGAGGAGCUUUCGAGAUCUAGCGCAUUGCUUGGUUUCAUGGAAGAAAUUGUUGACGAAGACAUUCGUUUUCUUAUCGAUGCCGUUGAAGAACAUUCAGAUCAGUUUGUGUCCGAGUCAUCAGUUUCCGAUCUUAUUGACGUUCAUGGAUUUUUGGCACCUUUGAUUAAGAGGAAAAAUCAGAAGAACUGUAAUGCACAGGACCUUCUGAAGAUGUUAAAAAAGUCUUGUCUUAGUCAUAAAGAUAUAGCAUCAAAGAUUAAGCAGUCCAGUACGAAUGUGAACAGUCUUCGCGGAUUGUACACGAGUAUUGCAAACCGUGGUGAAAUUACCAAAGAAAUUAUCAGUAAUUGUCUGAGCAAGGGAGUUUAUGUUGUAUCGCUAAACGAUGGAACGUGUGAAGCCAGUAUGAGUUACCACUUAACGGGAAACAGCGAUAGCAAAGGAACAUCAUGCAAUUACUCUCUGUCAGAUCUCCAUGAUCUGCGAAGUCGUGCGCAUCUGAUUGUUAGCUCACAUAAGAAUGCUUUCAAGGUCACCUCCAGCCAUUCAAAAGAAAGUAGCGAGGACAUUGAUUUUGAUGAAUUCAUAAAUCAAGUUAAUCUCUUGACUGAAAUUUCUAUUUUGCUCUCAAAACUGCGAUUCUCAGGAUAUGUUAAAUAUCGAGGUUUUUGGACAAAGAUGAGAAGCACCAAGGAUCUUCGGAAUAAGCGGGACAGUCUACAGCAAGAUUUAGAAACCUGGGAAAGUAUUUUGUCAAAAGCACGGGCGGACUGCUAUUUUCUCAAUUAUUAUCGCUCUGAUCAACUUUGUGUGUUGUACGAUUUUCUUAUUAACAAAUCCAACGUUAAUUGCGAAUUGGAGGUUUUAUCCCUAAUUCACUUUGUGGACAGAACUAUCACUAAACAGCAAUUAGAACAGCACCAAAAUUCCCAUUCAGACAACAAUCCGUCUUUAUUUCUAUCGACUAUUGGUCAAGCUCUAGAAAAUAUCUUUAUUAAUUUACAACGUGUUGUUAGAAGGAUUCCUGAUGAUGGUCAGAGCCGGUCAUACGUUAAACUGGAGGCUACAGUUACGUCGGGGGAAAUUUUUAUAGCUACAUUGGAACCAGACAGUUCAUUGACGGCUAACGUUAUUCUAACGUUGUUCGAGAACACGUCAAAUGCAUAUCCAGAACCGUACCAAAUUGUUUUUUGCAGUUCCCAAACAACAUGGGAAGAAAUUCAUCUUCUACUCCAACGAUGUUUUGCAAAGUCAAAAAACAUCGAUUACAGCAGCUUGUUUUGCAUUGCAAAUGUUGAAUUACUACCAAAUGAACUUCAGUUUAAAUUGGUUGAUGCGAUCAAAGAGAAGCAGAAAUGCUACCAAAGUUCUAAAGAUGUUAAACAAUGUGCUGAUUAUCAACUUGCUUUAAUUUGCCGUGGUGGUGAACACCACCACAUUGUCGAAGAGUUUGCGCAAUAUUCGCACCACAUUGCGGGUAUGAUGGAUCACGUCCUGACAGAUCGUCUAAAAUCUGGUUGGCCUGAUGUCAAAAUGAUCACAUCCACUCUUCCUGGUCUUGGUAAAACAGAAUAUAUAAAACGUGAGGCACAAGAGAAAGAUUUAAACAUCGUUACAUUUUCAAUUAGCGGCCCAUUUGAGCCCAGCAGACUCGUACAGCGAUUAAAGAAGCUCCAUCUUAAGAAAUAUCAUUGUUUACAUCUUGCCAUUGGCGACGUCAGUAAUCCAUUGUUGUUGGAUACAUUCUUAUUCCAACUUAUUGUGACGGGAAUGAUUUCUGCGGGAAUGCAAUUUUAUCACCUUCCAACAACUCAUGUCUACAUUGAAAUAGCAAAUACGCUGAAUGAUGCGCUUCGGGAGUCAUUGGUGGUGUCAAAGUAUUUCACCCGUAUUCACUUGGAGUGGCAGAAUUACUCUAACCUUCUGGUCAGCCCAGAAAUCACAAGUAAUGUGCAAGUUGUUUGCCAGUAUUUAGAUAUUUUUGAUCGCGCUUGCAUCGAGUCCAACGAAGUUCAUUUCAGUGGACCAGAGAAAACAAAACCAUUGUCAGCGUUUCGUUGUCAAGAGCUACUAGCUCGGUAUUUUUCGUCCGAUGCUGAUAUCACGUUCACCGUGUUAAACACUUUCCUAGGAGUCCUUGCUGACCAGUUUUUGAAGUUUUCCAAGAGUACUUUCUUCAGGAUUGCCCGUCUAAAAUCUAUGUUGGGGGAAGAAGCCAAAAAUGUUCGGACUAAUCUUUUUCGUGCACUUCUGGAAGUAUCAAAAGAGUUUGCAUCCCGUGCCAUAACAACAAAAACAGUCAGUUCAAGAGAUGUACAAAAACUUUCUCAAGAAGAGUCUGUGAAGGCUUUCGACAAAGCAUUGGCUUCAACUGUUACAUGUGCUGAAAAUAUGGUGAAACGAGUGGAAGGGAUGAUACAGUGGGAAGACAGCAACCACUUGUUGGUUGUGUUCCAUGGUCUCAACUCGCAAGCGAUCACGGCGGUUUAUCGGAACAAAAGUGGUGUUCCUCUUAGUGUUGAAAAAUUACUAAAGAGCCAAGAAGUGAAAGGAAAUAAGGAACUCGAGGACUUUAAGGUUUUAACUCAGGAGCAACUACAAGAGAAGAUAGAAAAGAUAGCUUGCAUGAAACUGACUGAAAAGAAGAACAUGUUUUCAACAUACGCGUUGACUCCAGAUAACAUCCUGAAGAUGAUAUUGAUCAUAUUACGAGUCCGUGCAAAUAUUCCAGUUAUCAUCAUGGGCGAGACAGGCUGUGGUAAAACCAGUCUUGUUCGCUACCUGGCGAACAUGUGUGGAAUAAAAUUCUUUAUAUUCAAUUUCCACGCCGGAAUUUCCGAAGACAAGAUUAUCGAGUUCAUCGCAGAAAGGGAAAAGGAUUCUAGAGGUAUUGGUGAUCAAAUAUGGAUUUUCCUGGAUGAGAUAAACACCUGUGAUCAUCUAGGUUUGAUAGGUGGUCUCAUGUGUCAUCAUUCCUUGCUGGGACGACCAUUAUCAAAAAAUCUUGUCUUCCUUGCUGCUUGUAACCCAUACAAGCUACGCCCUGAAGAACAUAUCAAGACAGCAGGCCUCGAAGGCAAGAAUAUCACUGAUGAAUACUCCGGACUUGUUUAUCGUGUCCACCCGCUACCUGAAGCUAUGAUUGACUACGUUUGGGAUUAUGGUUUCUUAGCUGAAAAGGAUGAACGGGACUAUAUUCAGAGGAUGGUGAGUGUUUUGCCAAAAGAACAUGAACAUGUGUUGGUUGAUGUGCUUGCUGCUUCUCAAAAGUUUAUUCGGGAAGCGGAGAAGAAUCAUUUUUGCGUCAGCCUACGUGAUGUGCAUCGCUGCAUUCUAUUGGUGAACUGGUUUCAGGAAAUGCAUAAGAAACGCAAAGAGUUGAAAUGUGACAAAGAUUUCACGAGCCACCACCUUUGGGAGAACUGUUGUAUGUCAGAACGCUACAAUGAGAAGCCGAUGAUUAAGAGUAUCGUUCUUGCCCUUGCACAUUGCUAUCUGUCCAGAUUACCCACGGCAAAGUUGCGACAGGAUUACCGAGAACAGAUGAUGAAAUUGUUCGGUAAAAAUGGAACCAUGAUGAACAAGAGUGGAAGCGUCGAUAGUUUCUCGGCCAUCGUACGUAUGGAAGAAGAAGACUAUUUGCAUCGAAUGGAACUUCCACCCGGCACGGCAAAAAAUGCUGCUCUUCGCGAGAAUGUCUUUGUUAUGCUAGUUAGCAUCUUGAAUCGUAUCCCCGUUUUUGUUGUUGGAAAGCCCGGUUGCAGUAAAUCUUUAUCUAUUCAGUUAAUCCGAAGCAAUCUACGUGGGCGAGAUUCGCGGGAUUCCCUGUUCAGAAAGUUGCCACAACUUUAUGUCGUCUCGUAUCAAGGUUCAGAAUCGUCCACUUCAGAAGGAAUCAUCAAAGUGUUUGAUAAAGCACGCAAAUAUAAAUCCCACAACAAAGAUGGAAAUGUCUUGCCUGUUGUUUUGCUAGAUGAAGUUGGAUUGGCUGAGAAUUCUAAAUACAACCCUCUCAAAGUUCUACACAGCUUAUUGGAACCUGGAGAAGGAGAACUACCCGAUGUCGCAGUUGUGGGCAUUUCAAAUUGGUCAUUAGAUGCCGCCAAGAUGAACAGAGCAAUUCAUCUGUCCAGACCAGAACCAACCAAAGACGAUUUAUACGAGACUGGGCAUUCACUACAUUAUGCUGAUGAUGGAGAUAACAGACAGUACUUAGGAAGGAGAGAGCUUCAGUGUUUGGCUGAAGGCUAUUUUGAAUACCAGGCUCAACAAAGUCACGCCAAUUUCCAUGGUCUUCGCGAUUACUACUCUCUUAUUAAGAGCUUGACCGGUUGCAGCAACUUUGAACAAGUCAAUAUUUCAUUACAGCGUAAUUUUGGUGGUCUUCUUGGUGAAGUGACCAACAUUCAAAAGAUUUUCCUUGACAAGUUAAAGAAGCUUAUGGCAUCUAGCGGGCAAGAUAUUAUCCCAGUCACCAGACUGAUUCAAGAGAAUCUUGCAGACCCUCAUGCUCGUCACCUGAUGCUCAUAACAACUGGAGAUUCUGCCAUUGGUAUUUUAAAACAAAGUCUGGCUCAGCUAGAGAAGGAAACCAUCACAAUCUAUGGCAGUCAUUUUGAAGAAGAUCUGUCCGAAGAGUAUAAUUACAGAAUCCUGAGUCGUAUAAUUCUCUGCAUGGAGCGGGAUUGUGUCCUGAUAUUAAGAGAUCUGGAAAGAAUCUAUGGAAGUCUGUAUGAUAUGUUAAACCAGAAUUACGCCGUGGUCGGUAACAGGAAAAAUUGUCGUGUGGCCCUUGGAGCUUAUAGCAACCCUAUGUGCCAAGUGAACGACGGAUUUCGAUGUAUUGUUCUCAUUGAUCAAAACAAAGUGGACUUUUCUGAUCCACCAUUCCUCAACAGGUUUGAAAAGCAACUCUUGGGCUUUUCUGAUGUGGUGACCGAAGACCAACAGAAUGUUAUCACCGAGCUUCGCGAUUGGGUUAAAGAAAUGUCCACGGUAGAAGGUUUAGAAUCACAUUUUAAUGAAUCAGAUAUGUUUAUUGGUUUCCAUGAAGACACCCUCCCAUCACUGGUUUUGUCACAUGCCCAAGUCCAGGAUAGUUCACCAGAAGAUGUUUUCAAAAAGUGUAAAGAUGACUUGAUGUGGAUUGCCUCCCCCGAUGGUGUGCUUCGGACGCGGAAGUGCAACCUUUUGCGAGUAGAUUCUCACGAGGUGCAGGAAUUAAGUAAUGAAUACUUCAAGAAACCACUUCACCAAGGUUUUGCUGCUUUCAUGGAACACGUUUUGAACAACCAUCAGAAAAUCUCUUUCUUUGCUGGUGAUGAGAUUGGAUCUAAAACAAUCGUCAUGACAUUUUCCAACAUUCACACAGACAUUCGUCAGUGUUUGGGCAACGGUUUCCGAAGUCAAGUUGAAAGGCUGAGUGCCUAUAAAUCGGAGAAGCAGCUAGCUGAAAGAAUUGAUGAUUUCUGGAAUGCACCAGAAAGAGAACUGUUAGUUUUGCAGUGUAAACCCGAGUUAGAUGGCACACAUUUACUACUCGCCCGUUCAAUCAUUGAAGAAAAGCGAAAUUCUUACAAGCAGUGUUCAUCUGAGAUGGAAGCACAAGGAUGCAAGCAUGUUUGUAUCGUAGUUCACGUGCAACGUGGAGAAGCCACUGGUACAUGGCAGUUUAGUUUCUUGUGUGGUUGGAGACAAGUAUUCCUUGAUGUCCUCGAAGCUCCUCUAGUUCCACUGAAUGAAGUACUUGGUGAAAGUGUCCAGAAGCUUCUCACUUCUUCUAUCUGGCCCAUUAGCAGGAUUGCACAAAAUGAUCUCUUAUGGUGCUUCACCUGCAUCAAAUAUACCCGAAGCCAACGACCUUUUGAUGCUGUUUUGCGCAUCGCCAAGAAUCUUUUCAAUUCAGAAGAAGUUUCGCGAGUCAUCGAGGAACUCAUCUUACAGUCGAUUGACUUGAAUGCCUUUGAACAGACUCAUGAUUUUAAAGAAAGUUGGCAAGUAAGGGUUGCUUGCGAUCGGCAAUCAUUGAUCAAUUCGGCUACUCUUUACUGUGCAAUGGAGCAAUUCGUCUCUCUUUUAGUCCGAACCCCACUCGCUAAAAUUGUUUAUUUCUUAGAAAAAGAAAACGCCUGGCCGCCUCACCUAGUCAUUUAUUCUGAAGAGAAAAUUUCCAAAUUCGAAUCCCUGUGGCGUAAAUUUAUUUUGAACGAGGCUGUCUUCAAGAUUUCAGAAAUUCCCGAGCCACGUGGAGCUGAAUCGUAUGUUCUUGAGAGCGCGAGCCUUGAUCUUUGCCUGCCUUAUAGUCAAGUUGUUAUCAGAAAAGUUGACGACGUCAAGGAACUGUUUUUAGAAGAGUAUGCAACACUCGUAGAAAAUGAAGAUAAUUUGGACGGAAAUGGUCAAUUAAUGCAGAGCAUCCGAAUAGAACAACUGAAGAGGUUCUCCGAGAUAAUCUCAAACUUGGUCCCAGAACUUCACUGCUUUACAUUCAUCUGUUAUGAUUCAUAUAUGAAAGAUCUUUUUGAUAUAACGACUGCCGAUAGUUCAAAAUUAAGUCGUUCUGAGCGAGUUUCCAUAGCACAAGCCGUUUUUGUAUCCGAAAUCAAGCGAAAUCUGCCAGCAAAAAAUAUGACUGAGUUUUUCGCACUGCUUCAUACCUUUGUAUGGAUUUAUCGAGAACGGAUUCUUAGUUUGCUGAGAAUGGUUGAUUGCUGUCAGUCAUUUAUAUCAUGCGAAGUUCUGUCAAGUGUAACAGAUGCUAUCUGCUCAGAAGAGGUUGUGUUUGUAAAAAAUGAAGAAGAAGAUACAUGUGAUACAGUUGAAAGCAAAGAACUUGGUGUAUCGAUAAUGCAUGAUAGCGAAAACGAAAGUGAAGACUUUGGCAGUCAAGAGCGGGAGACAAAACAACUUACCGCAACUGAAAACGAGAAUGUACCGGAAACGACGAUAAAUCUUGUGACUCAACCCGAGACGCAUAAAACCGAAACCAACGUUGCUGAUAUGGAGCUUGAAUGUCGUGCACCAUUGGAAAAUGUCCAGAAGAACGUGGAAGAAGUCAUUAACAACGAAACAGAGAUCGAUGGACUUGGAGUAAGUUUUGGAGACAUUUUGGUUACGGCGUACUCUGAGGAAAUGUUUCCUUCGCGAGAAGUUGUCCAGGAGACAAAUGGUGGCCUUGAAUCAUGGAUGCGAAAUGCAAAAUUACUUAUUUCUUUGGCGUUUAAUAUUAACGAAGAUUCACCUGCAUUCCAUUACCUACGUUUGUGUGUUGAUUUCUCACAAAUUAUCUUUGCCUCAAACACUUUACCAUCACAUCUAUCUUCAUUGUAUAUUUUAAGCGAAAUUGGUAACGAUCUUAAACCAGAAUAUUUAGAUCAUGAUGAGUCGUUUCAAAUGAUAACGGAACAGUUAAUUACACCUUUGAUAGAAGCAAUGAGAGAUCACACGGAUAAACAGCAAGCUCUGCAGAAGUUCUUAGCUUUGUUUUAUGGUCGUUGUAUUGACACAAAUGUUGAUACCAGUAGCGCCCGUCUGAUUGUCGAACACGUGCUAUCUUUGGAGCGACCAGAACUAGUAAUGAUGAUGAACCCUAUUAUCUUACGGCUACUCGUGGUUGAAGAAGAGCAAUCACCUGGAAUAUUCGUGGACAUAAUCACCAAUCCAAGUGUUAUCGAGAACUGUCCUUGCCUUCAAAAUAUUGAUGAAGUAUUCAAAGAUUGUUUCUCGAAUGGUUUGAUACAUCAUGACUCGUAUCCCGCAGUAAUGAUUUGUGAUCUAAUUCAAUCUUUGUUAAAUUUCGAGGACAAGUUCAGUAUUGACGACAUCGACAGUUCUGAUUGCCGAGUUCUCCUGCUUGCUAAAUCUGCCAAAACACUGCUGUCACAGAGGGACGAAGAGAGCUGUGGUCUAACCGUACUUUCAGCGGUCGCAUUUCUACGAGGAUUUUUCACAACGUUAGCACAAUCUAUUGCUGGAAAUCUCAAUUUUCUGAACGGAGAAAAUCCACCAGACCCUGUUAUGAUAGAAGUCAACUCGUUACUAAAUGAUCCAAGAUCAUCGCUUAAACCUUUUUUCUUGAAACAACUCUCGCGAUAUGCAAAUCUAUAUGAUGUACAGAAGUGGUGUGUUGGAAAUAAAGUUCUUCCCACAAUCGAGGAACUAUGGCGCAACGAGAAAAGCGAAGCAGACAAAGUGGUGUUUACAUCUGUAUUUAAAUUUCCCGAGUAUAACGAAGCGAAAGCAGCCUAUUGGAAACUGACUUCUAACGAAGAAUCAACUAUGAAAGAGUUUUUGACAAAAUGCCUCGGUUCUCCAAAUCACGCAUAUGCCCUUUUUGGAAUCCUUGUAAACAUGGUCUUCUUGAAACGUGCUGUGCGAAAGCUCACUGAUAAAGACGAACAACUAGUUAAUUGGUUUGUCGAGAAAAUUACAUCUCUUCCGUGGUUUUAUCAAGAACUUUUGUUGCGAGUCCUAGGCCGUUGUGAUUUCCACUGUCCACAACUACAGCUAUCACCUGAAUCAUCAGUAGAAGACGUGGAAAUUGCGUUAUUAAUACUUCACAUUGCCUGCGUUGUCGCUACAAGUGCUCUGAAGGAACACUUGCCAAUCUACCGGUACUUUACGAAUCCCCUUACAUCCCAGCAUCCUUGUGUUCUAGCUCAUUGUGACGAGGAAUUACAUUCUGUGUUUGAAUUCCUACCAUCCAUAAAGGGAUCACUUCCUGUCACGUGUACAUGUGGUUUAAGACUGGCUUUUAAAGAUGCUAACAAUGUAUGUCCACAUUGUCAUCAAGACUUGAGUAACGAAAUCAUAAGCAACAUAUCCUCAGAGACGACUGACAAGCUGUCAAGGUCCGUCAAGGCUGUUACUAGAGUUGAAUUGGAUACCUGCGCGAAGCACAUGAGCCCAGCCGUCUAUCGUGCAUUACGUGUUAUUGUGUAUUCAUCUUACUACGCUGGAAUUGCUCUUGGGACGUCAUCGGAUGGCAAACUAUCUGCUGUUCUGAAUACGUUAUGUGGAAAUGGCACCGAAUGCUCCAACCCUGCAGAUUUGUGUUUUGAAAAUGUUGAAACUGAUCUGUCGCAUUUAAAGGACAUUCUAUGUUGCAAGAAAGAUAUUGCUAUCAAAGUCAUGCAUUUAGUGAUUGAGAAGAGUUCAGAUCUUAUCAGAAGAGGCGACCAACUACAAGGAAACAGCUCUUCAACACAAAGGAUGCGUCGAGAAUGGGAAACAACGUUUUCAAAGCUUACAGAACCGGUGUUUUCAAACGCGCGUAAAUCGUCCAAAGAAUUGAAAGAAAUGACAAAACUACAGCAGACGGAAGUUCAUUCAGAUAAUAUUUCCAUUGAAAGUUGUAUUUUGGAACUUGAUGAUUAUCCUCCAGAAUCAGGAGAGCAAAAACAGCCACUAAAAAGAUUAUACCGCCUGACAAAGCAACCAAGUUUUGAAGAUUUCCGUUCAGUAUUUCUGUAUUCUCGUAGUGAAGUUCAAGUAAAGCACAGAUUCUUGACGUUGUUCUUUGCAAAAUUUGAUCAACUUCCAAUCAUUGGCAACCUCCAUCACCUCUUGAAAUGGUCUCGUCUAGUAUCAUCAGCAUUAACCCACCGUAUUAGUAGAAAAGAUGCGGAGUCUAAGUCCAUCAAUGAUUUUAUAAGUGGUCAUCUUCUAGAAUUACGCCGAAGUCAAAAGCAGGUCGAGACUUUGAAGGAAUUGUUCAACAACUUCAAAGGAGCAUGGAACGACAUGCGACAUCUUGUAAAUCAGGAGCUCAUGGAUAAAGAUAUCGAGGAGAUGCCGCGACUAAGAGAGACUGAUUAUGUAGCUUACUGCCUAACGGAAAGUGAUAAUGGUAUCUACCUUCUAACGGCUAUUAGAAUCCUUGUAUCGUCUCAGAAUUUGAUCUUGGACGAAAUAAUUUCGCUUUCAUCUUUACAUCAGUAUCCAGCUCUAAGCUUCCUUGAAAAAGACAACAGCAGUGGUGUUAUGGCAAUCUCAAUUCAACAAGUUAAAGAAAAAGAAAUCAUCAGUUUCCAAUGGUCAGACGAUUUGUUUAAAUACGCACAAAACAAUCUUGAAUAUGGUAAAGGCGAAGAAAUCGUGUACGAUUUUGAGCGUAUUGAAAAAGAGCUUGCUACUAAAGUCGGGUUUGGAAAAUGUUACUUGACUGAAACACUAAACAAGUUCAUAUUCGCAAAGGAACUGUUCCAUUCCUGUGGUCCCUUGUUGACAGAGAUUCGAUCACUAAUGACACGAAAUGCAAGCUUGCCUGAGGAGGUACGUAAAGGUUUGUUCAAACUGAAAGAACGGAGGAUCAAAGAAGCUCAAGAUCUUCUUCAACAUAUCGAAGUACUCAUCUUCCUUCUUAAACCGCAACUGAAGAAUUUCGACGUGAAUAUGACCUUGGAAGAACUCGUUGAAAAGUGGUUAUCGAUGUUACCCAGUCCCUUUCCAGUCACACUGUUGCCACAACCUAGAAGUUCCAUCAAGAUUAAACACAUUGCUGCACUUUACGAAGCUCUUGAAGAUGUCCUGGCUGAUGGCGCUAUCGAAGGACUUGCUGACAGAUUUAGUAUCAAGUUAACAAUGGACAUGACAGAGAAACUAAACGCUGUUGUAAACAAAGAAAUUGAUCAGUUGAAACCCCACAACUUUUUGAAAGCACUGCGUCGUUUUGUGUUCCGAUAUCUUUCGUCUGAAACUGAAAGAUACUGGCCUGAGGAAAGUACAUCAUUACAGUCCUGCUUGAAGGAACCUUCACUGUGGUCUCCAUUUCAGCCACCAAACUUACAUGAGAUUCCGCCAGAAAUUUCAAUUCAAUAUAUUCACUGGCUUGUCAAGUUUCUUGAAGACUUGGACCAAGUAAGAUUUUUGCUUUAAAAAACAUACUAGGUAAUUAGAUGAUAACGACUGUAGUUACGAGUGUAGUACGCAGGGUGUGAUAAUUUUCGUACUGGAGGUUUACCAAUAGCGAGGUUUAGAUUUGACGUCCGCUACCACUACCUCUAACUGACUUAGUACGCAUCUGAUUGGUUAAUCGAAUAUAUCAAACGCAUCUCUCUUAAUGGUACCGGUAGUGGAAGUCAAAUCUGAACCUCUCUAAUAAAUAUUACGGUCUGGUACUUCUUUGUUUUUAACCAAGUACCACGUAGGUACGCGAACUGUUGGUAUCUACGUACUUACAUUUUGCUGGUACCAUUCGAGCUUACCAAGCCCAAGGUAUUCAUAACUCGUAGUUUCAUGGUUACUGAAUGAAUGCCUUUCAGAAACCUGUACUUUAUAUACUUCACUUUAAAGACUGAGUACACAGUGAGUCUUAAAUGUGUACCAGCUCGCGUGCGCUGCAAUAAUCAUUGGGGUACCAGUCUGGUACGACUAAACUUCUUGAAUUAUCGCAACCUGUAAUAAAACCUAUAACUUCUCCUACAGACGAUUAGAGGCAAUUAAAUUAAUUAUACUAAAUCAUUCUUGUCUUCACUCUCCCUGGUACAAUUGUUUUGUCUGAAAAGAGCACUUGGAGGAAAACUUGAGGAUUUGCCCCUGGAGUCAAUUGUAUAAAUGGCGCAAAUGUAAUUUGUAUUGGUAAUAGGAUAAUUUCGAGUGGAAUUUGGAGAAAAAACAUGCACACGUGAAUAUAUAUCAAAAUUGCACGAGUGCGAAAGACGAGUGCAAUUUGAAGUCUUUUAAAAACUCACGAGUGUAUGCUUUUUCAAAUUGCAACAUGAAAAGUUAUGCAGUCACGUGCAUAUAAGUCACAUUUAGAAAUUAGGAAAUCAGUAAGAAAAUUAAGAAAUUUGAAAAAUAAAAAAAUUAAGAAAUUUGCACUGUAUUUCUUUUUUUGCACCGUAUUUCAUUUUUUGGCACUGUAUUUCGAAAAAAAUAUUAUUACGUAUAUUAUUAGAAAUGAAAUAGAAUGAUAGCAUCAUAAUAUCGUAUACCCUUUGCUAGCAACCUGUUCUAUGAUGCCAAAUUUAAUGAAGAUAAUUUUCUUCCGUGUUUACAGGAGAAGAAAGUUCCUGUAAGAAGACCAGGGGUUGGAAGUCUUCCUCGACACACUCAAAAAAAUAAACAACCAGGUGGACGCCGAACUUCAAGAUUCUGUUAUGCAUAACCAGUUCAUUAACAUUUUAGUAUCUAGUGUUCAAACUCUAGAACAAUUUUGACCUUGUUUUCACAUAGGAAUGGCAUGAUUAUUGAUGACCAAAUUAUAUUAUGUAAGAUUAAUUAAAAAAUCAUUAAUAAUUCAGGACAAAACACAAAGAAAAAUCAUAAGCGUGUCGUGGUUUUAUAUGUGAUAAAAAAUCACGUUAAUUUACAUAAACGUUAGCUUUGAUUUUCUCGGUUUAGACAAAGUUUAUUUUAAAAAUUACUUUACCACUGAACUCGUAUAAGAUGAGUCGUUUUUUAAGCUAUUUAAAGCACUUGUAGUCGUGUUUUAUCACAUAUAAAACACUCCGCUACGCGUCAUGUUUAGCUAGGUGACUAGUCCCAGCCCAUACAUAUUUAGGGCGAUUUCAAGUUUUGAAAGUAGUAUGUUUAUAAUUACAUGUGCCAGUAGCUUGAUUAUAGUGAAGAUUUUGUUAAUUUCUAGUGUCUGGACCUAUAGCUUGAUAAUGAACUCUUGAUUUUCAUAUUAUCUGCUGAUGAUUAAAUUUAUUCGUCUCAAACAAAAAUAUAUUAACACUUGAAACUAUAAUAAAUGAGGAAUUAGUUAGGCCGCGUUUACACUAUAACGCUACGGCUAACAUUACGUUAGAAAUUUACUACGUUUCUAGUAUUGAGACUAUAUUGUGUUUACACUAUAACGAAGUGGUUUACCGUACAGUACUAACUACGGACCACUACAUUCGCCACUCUGAAUACAAAUCAAUAUCGUUAAAAAUUCACUAGGUUUAGAAUUUUGUUUACACUAGCUGUAGCCUGUUUUCCACUUCAACCGUAUCGUACCAUAGGCAUAGUAUUUUCUUUUGUGUCGAAGUCAUUAGUUCCACACUAGUGGUCAGGAAACAAAGAAAUUCGCUACGUUUCGGACCUUUCCAUACGAUACGAUUAAAGUGGAAAACUGGCUAAAAGCCAUUAUAAUGGAGUGGUUUGACGUAGCCUAUCAACUACGGACCACUACGUUUGGCACUCCGGUCUGAUAACAAUAAACAGACUGCUCAAUCUGCACAUGAAAAAGUAGUCAUUAACAUGCCGAGUCCAGAAUAUAAAUUACCAACUAAAGUAACUAACAAUGCGGAUAAAAGCAAUCAAAAUGAGGGUGUGACUUUAAACUCACAAAAAUCCCGUGUGGAAUCAAAUAAGUCUGUUGUUGAUCUUAGUCAUUUGGUAAACAGCGAAAAUUUGAAUAAUUAUUCUAAUAUAUCAAACACAAAGGGGAAUACUUUAUUAAAUAACCAUAAUAGUUGAACCAUUCCAAGUCUUUCCACUUGGGAUAUAUACGAAAAUCCAAUUUGUUGCUUUGUUUAGAAGUACCUUUUCUAGAUUUACAAAUUCGUUCGUGUUGUCAGGGACGCCGGAACUGGGGGGCAGGAGGGGCAGCCGCCCCCGUUGCCUUUUACCAGGAGGG
Molecule: messenger RNA, 15366 nt
Organism: Paramuricea clavata
Lineage: Eukaryota; Metazoa; Cnidaria; Anthozoa; Malacalcyonacea; Plexauridae
Source: the annotation of a GenBank genome assembly